GCUGUUGUGAAACGAAACCGACGGGCAGGAAAAGAGAAGAUCCGGUCGGCGUGGUGCAGGAGUGUAACGCUGCUUCGGAUUAAUAACACUGUGAAGUUAAUAAUUUUAUUAAUCUGCGUCGUUACAAGUGGGCGGCUUGUGUCGAGCAGAAUGAGCUGUCUGUGGAUGGGCAAUCUGGAGCCCUACAUGGAUGAGAAGUUCAUCUCCCGGGCCUUCGCCACCAUGGGGGAGCUGGUGGUGGGCGUGCGGAUCAUCCGCAACCGGGGGACGUGGGGUGCUGCAGGUUACUGCUUCGUGGAGCUGGCAGACGAGGCGACAGCAGAACGGUGUCUUCGUAAGAUCAAUGGGAAGCCCCUUCCAGGGGCCACACCGCCGAAAAGGUUCAAGCUAAACAGAGCUACGUACGGCCGUCAAGGAGACAGCAGAGGCGGUUACCCGGACAACAGGUAUUCCCAGCCCUACCCUUACAGCCAUAACCAGUAUUACCAGCAAUAUCCCAACUACUACUCAAACUGGGGCUAUGACCAGAAUUCACCAAACUAUGGCUACAACUACAACCAGUACGACUAUUCCUCACAGUCAUAUGACGAGAUUGAAGACGAUGGGCUGGAAGAUCCCAAUGUUGAAAUAGAUGUGGUGGAGGCCAACCAGCAGUUCAUGGAGGAGAGUGAAGAGCUGUACGACGCACUGAUGGACUGCCAUUGGCCGUCACAGGGAUCCCCAGGACUGCCUGUGUCUGCUUAGGGCCACACAUGGACUUUGGGGGGGGGGGGCGAUCAUGUGACCCCUGCCCACAUGACCAGGUCUGACAGCCAGGUCCGUUGCCCCUGAGACGCGUCAGUGCAGACCAGCACUUUCUGCACUUUUCUGCAUCUCCAAAGAUUCAUGGAAAUCUUUUCUUCUCCAGCGGACAUUUUUUCGUCAUUCCCUGAUCCUGUACUGUUACCUUUUAAAUUGUAUUGUUAAAACCUUUCUUGUGUAUACAACUGCAGAUUAAUUGCGCAAAUACACCAGUUUACUUUAGUAAUGCUAAGGCACAGUACAUUGAAUAGUGUCAGCUGUAGGUUUGUGUGAGCAGCGAGGGCCCUUUAGCCCAGAAGUACGUCUUUUUCAGGAGUUACCCCGUAUUUUUGAACAGUUUAGUCUGUCACUGUUGUAUGUUCAGUGCAUUUUCUCAUUGACUUUUAUAAAUCGUUUGCACUGGACCUUCUAUCUUCUACAAAGAAGUUCUCACAUAGGAAAAUUAGGCAAUUAAAACUUCAGUUACAGUAGUUUAAAAGUAAAUCAUACUCUGAUAAUACUUGCCGUUCAAAGGUAAUAUUUUGAAAAAGAAAUAAAGUGAUCCAAGUGAUUUCUGAUCCA
This is a messenger RNA of Paramormyrops kingsleyae, 1362 nucleotides long. RefSeq names its product tRNA selenocysteine 1-associated protein 1-like. Gene Ontology annotation, molecular function: tRNA binding. The record is from RefSeq and is a predicted model, not a curated record. Gene Ontology annotation, cellular component: nucleus. Gene Ontology annotation, biological process: selenocysteine incorporation. NCBI's taxonomy places the organism in Eukaryota, Metazoa, Chordata, Actinopteri, Osteoglossiformes, Mormyridae.